Molecule: messenger RNA, 1780 nt
Organism: Bombyx mandarina (wild silkworm)
Lineage: Eukaryota; Metazoa; Arthropoda; Insecta; Lepidoptera; Bombycidae
Product: luciferin 4-monooxygenase-like
Molecular function (GO): CoA-ligase activity
Source: RefSeq, a predicted model, not a curated record
CUUUAAAAGUUUAUCAAUAAUCACUGUGCGCGGCUUCGUUUGUAUUAGAAUUUAUAUCAUCAUCAAUAAUGAAAUGGGGCUUAUUCCGUACAUGCAUUCUACGGACAACGUCACUUGGUUCGUUAAUGAUUUGUGUUCGCGAAUCAUCGCUCAGACUGGUAUCCCGAAUGACCGAUAUCAUUUCGGCAAAUUGCUAUUGCAGAGUUUAAAAGAUGACCCGGAUUUCGUUUUGCUGAUCGACGGAGCGACAGGUCAAUCCGAAACAAACAAAUCAGUGUCGGAAAGGUCAAUACAGUGUGCCGUUUCCUUGACCGAGCUUGGACUAAAGAAAGGUGACGUCAUCGUCAUUAUGGGAUACAAUCAUUUGGACUUGACAAUACCACUAUACGCUGCCUUGUAUUUAGGAAUUAUAAUUUUUAAUGUCAGUAUGGAGAUGACAGACAAUGCCCUUGCACAAAUUUUCGCUUCGAAGCAACCAAAGGCUAUAUUUUGUCAGAACAGGAAUCUUGUUAACGUAAAAAAUGCACUGGAGUUUUAUGAGUAUGAUAUAAAAUUACUUACCUUCGAUGAUAGUGAUCAUAAGGACGUUUUGACUUUUUCUGAAUUGAUGACCGGUUUUGGUAGCGAUACAUCGAUCGGAAGCUUCAAGCCAACAGAUUUUGAUCCCGAAGAAACAGUUGCUUUGAUAACUGAAACAAGUGGAACUACUGGAGCGCCAAAGGGCGCUGCUCUUACGCACAAAAAUUUAGUCAUAUCAAUUACUUCUGAUUGGAGAAACUUUGAAAGCUUCCCCACGCCUAUAAAGUCGUUGUUAAUAGUAACACCGCUGAAUUGGAUUUCAACUACCUUAUAUGUUUUGUCUUCGUCGAUACUGAGAUACAAAAGAAUUCAAUCAUCAAAACCAACAACUAAAGAACACAUUUGCGACCUUAUUAAUACAUAUUUUAUAAGGUACUUACCAUCGUUCUUAAGCACAACGCCGCCCUUCAUGUUAAAGCUUUUGGGAAACAAAGACAGAUGCGACUUCAACAGCUUUGAAAAUAUCCGUCUCGGUGGUUGUGCUAUAACAACAAACAUUUUAGAGUACAUAACGAAAUCAUUGCCACACGCAGAAAUAUCGCUUGGGUAUGGACUCACUGAGGCUGGAGGGGGCCGUGUCUUUAUGAAUCGCUCGCAUCCUCUUGGAUCUAUUGGACAACCCACUGGAACAUUUAACUAUCGCUUGAUUGACGUCGAAACGCAAAAAGACAUAUUAGAGCCCAAUGUACAGGGUGAAUUAUGGUUGAAGGGACCCUCCAUAUUUAAGGAAUAUUACAACGACCCUAAGAGCACAAAGGAAGCAUUUUCAGAAGAUGGCUGGUUAAAAACUGGCGAUAUUAUGUACUGGGAUGAGCACUUUUAUUUUUACUUUGUAGAGCGACUAAAGCUGUUGAUUCAUUACAAGAAUCAUCAGAUAUCACCGCUUGAAAUAGAGGUCAUUCGCCAGCAUCCGGGUGUGUUGGACGUUAUAGUCACCAGCAUCACGGACGUCCAGCGCGAGGAGCUGCCGUGCGCUUGUGUCGUGCUUAAAGAUGGACGUCGCGUCACCGAACAGGAAAUCAAGGACUUGGUUCGAGAUUCGCUAACGGAUCCAAAACAAUUGAGAGGUGGCGUUUUUUUCUUAAAGGAAAUGCCCAUGAACCCACAACUGAAAAUCGACAGAAGAAAAAUAAAAGAAUUCGUUAUUAAUUCAUUAGGCACAAAAAAAUAAGAAAAAAUGUUACAUAUAUAAUACAUACAU